AUGAAAUUUGAUGCUGAAAUAUUGCCCGAUAAAUACAUCUUAAAGAGGUGGACUAAGUCUGCAAAAUCGGGGACAGUGGUUGAUGAUAAAGGUAUGCAGAUAAGGCCUGACAAUUCUUAUAUUUUAACACGAAGUCAAUUUAUCCAAUCAUCUUUGGAAUUAGUUGACAAGUCCCUUGUAUGUGAAGAAACGAGGAAGAUGUUUACCGAUGGAGUGCGUAUCAUUAAUGAGCAAAUCGACCAAUUCAUUAGUAGCCACAUGGUUAGUGGCCGCACGGUUGCAAAGAGCUUCACCGAGAAAAAUAAUCAAAUGAGUAGUAAUUUAAUGGAUGAUGGUACUAGUGUGCAGGAUUCUUGUACUUUUCAAAAUAGUUUCAAUGAACCCGAUCAAGUGCGAGCAAAAGGGUGCGGCAAAAGGUUGAAGGGAGGAAAAGAGAAAGCAAUGGCUAGAGCAAAAAAUAAAAAAGAUAGACGUUGCCACGGGUGUGGUAAAGUAGGCCAAUCACACGAUAAGCGAAAUUGUCCGGCACUCACAAAUCCGUCUUCUACUUGCGAUGAUACAAAUUGGCAAGAGAGUAAUGAGUCAUCAAGUGAAGAUGGGGAUGAUGGGCUCCUAUGA
Molecule: messenger RNA, 618 nt
Organism: Asparagus officinalis (garden asparagus)
Lineage: Eukaryota; Viridiplantae; Streptophyta; Magnoliopsida; Asparagales; Asparagaceae
Exons: 2
Coding region: 1-618 (205 amino acids)
Source: RefSeq, a predicted model, not a curated record